AUGAAAAUAGACAAUAAGCAACGUUUGAGCAGUUACGAUACCCCCGCACAAGUACCAGCAAAUAUCUUGAAUAUCGACUUGAGUCAUGCUGUAUCCAGCUACCACGGGGGCCAGCUCAGCAUGAGCGAUCUACCUCCCGAACUUCCAGUGUUUAAAAACGGCCGACUAGCAAGAUUUGUGACACAUACUCCAAAGCCUCGAGCCGUGAGUAUGCCUGCAAAUCUCAAACAAUUGCCUAGCGUUCCAAAAAAGCCAACACUAAUGUCUCCAACUUCAAGGCCUAAGCCUUCAGGAACUCCAGCACGGGUAUUUUCUGAAUUGCCGCCAGUUCCAUCAAAAUCACCAGCACCCGUCCCGUCACAAUUACCACAUUUACCAUCACAAUUACCACAGGUACCAUCACAAUUACCACAAUCAUCGUCACAAUUACCAUCACAAUCACCAUCGUUUCCAACAUUCAACGAGCCACACAUGUCGUUGCCUCCCAAACAAAAAGCAGCAUCUUUAAGCUCGCACGACUCGGACUCACAAUUUUCAUUGAGCAGUGGAACCAAUGCCAGUAGUAUGUCUGGAACCAGUCUGAGAAUCCUCCAGUUUGUCGACACUUAUGUUUCGGAGAGCUCAGACAGCAUUAUAUCCAAAUACGAAAGAAUCGUUGAUCCGGAUGUCUAUACGUUAUCCGGGGUUACUACCGACAGUCUUUUCAGCGACGAUGAACUUCAAGGACGACAGCUUCUGACCAGAUCAGAAAAAAGUCUACCUGAAUUGCCUCUUGCGCCGCUUCCCCAAUUAAAAUUGCGAAAAAGACAGCCUCGCAAAUGUACUGAUCACCAGUCGUUAUCUUCCGCUCAAAGUAAGGCAUCGAGAGUCUCCAGCAAUUCUCUUCAAGAGUCCAAGGCGGAGAUCAAAGCCACUGUACUUCGAAAGCCAUUCGAGUAUUGUCUUGACUCAUCAAAAGUCUAUGAGAGUACAAGGUUUCCCCUGGCAUCAUUGCUUGCACCAAAAACCAUGGCCACCGGUCUUCAAAGACCACCCAUUCAGCCCCGCUGUGUCACAGCAGCACCCGACUUUCAGCUGGCAAAGUUUGCAGCCAAGCCCAAGACUGAAGAUACAAAACGGACUAUGCUUUUGGUGUCGUCGUCGCGGUACCAAGAGCCAUGGAAAAGAGUGCUCUCCAGCAAGCAGCUACCAGCCACACCAGACGAGCGUUGCAAUCGCUUUGCAUACAUAUGA
Messenger RNA from Meyerozyma guilliermondii ATCC 6260, 1233 nucleotides. RefSeq lists its product as uncharacterized. Bases 1 to 1233 code for a protein of 410 amino acids. The record is from RefSeq and is a predicted model, not a curated record. The transcript has a single exon. NCBI's taxonomy places the organism in Eukaryota, Fungi, Ascomycota, Pichiomycetes, Serinales, Debaryomycetaceae.